AUGUCCAACACCUACGAUGUCGGCACCAGGGCGUGGCAGCCCGACCAGACCGAGGGCUGGGUGGCCUCCGAGGUCACGCAGAAGACACUCGACGGUGACAACGUCAAGCUGGUCUUCGCGCUCGAGAAUGGCGAGACCAGAGAAAUCCACACGACCGUCCACGAGUUCUCCCGCGAUGCCAUCAACUCCACCCUGCCGCCCUUGAUGAACCCGAGCAUGCUGGAGGCGAGCGACGACCUGACCAACCUCUCGCAUCUCAACGAGCCCGCCGUACUGCAGGCCAUCAAGCUUCGCUAUGCCCAGAAGGAGAUCUACACCUACUCCGGCAUCGUCCUCAUCGCCACCAACCCCUUCGCCAGAGUCGACUCCCUCUACGUCCCCGGCAUGGUUCAGGUGUAUGCGGGCAAGCAACGAGCAUCCCAAGCCCCGCAUCUCUUCGCCAUCGCCGAAGAAGCCUUCGCCGACAUGCUAAGAGACGGCCACAACCAGACAAUCGUCGUGUCCGGCGAGUCCGGCGCGGGCAAGACGGUCAGCGCAAAGUACAUCAUGCGCUACUUCGCAACCCGCGAGAACCCCGAUCAACCUACCUCGCGCGCGAGGGGCCGCGCCGACACCAUGAGCGAGACGGAGGAGCAAAUCCUCGCCACCAACCCCAUCAUGGAGGCGUUUGGCAAUGCAAAGACCACGCGCAACGACAACUCCUCGCGUUUCGGCAAGUACAUCGAGAUCAUGUUCAACAAAACCUACGACAUCAUCGGCGCCCGCAUACGCACAUACCUGCUCGAGCGCUCGAGACUGGUCUUUCAGCCGCUUAAGGAGCGCAAUUAUCACAUCUUCUACCAGCUGGUCGCCGGAGCCACAGAUGCCGAGAGGGCGGAGCUAGGCUUGCCUGCCGUCGAACACAUCGACUAUCUCAAUCAGGGUGCUGCGCCGGAGAUCGAAGGGGUCGAUGAUGGCAAGGACUUCCAGGAAACGCGCUCCUCUUUGACCAGACUCGGCGUCUCCGAAGACACCCAGGCAAACCUCUGGCGCAUCCUCGCCGCCUUGGUGCACAUAGGCAACAUCAAAAUCACCGCAACCCGGACAGACUCCCAACUCGGGCCCGAUGAACCGUCUCUGGUGAAAGCUUGCGAGCUUCUGGGAAUCAAAGCCUCCGAAUUCGCAAAGUGGACGGUCAAGAAACAGCUCGUCACCCGGGGCGAGAAGAUCAUGUCCAACCUAACUCCGCAGCAAGCCACCGUCGUCCGGGAUUCGGUGGCCAAGUACAUCUACUCCUCGCUCUUUGACUGGCUCGUCGAGACCAUGAACGGCUUUCUCGCCCCGGAGUCCGUCGUGGCGGAGAUGAAGACGUUCAUUGGCGUCCUCGAUAUUUACGGAUUCGAGCACUUCGCCAAGAAUAGUUUCGAGCAGUUCUGCAUCAACUACGCCAACGAGAAGCUGCAGCAGGAAUUCAACCAGCACGUCUUCAAGCUGGAGCAGGAGGAGUAUAUGCGAGAACAGAUUGAAUGGAAAUUCAUCGACUUCUCCGACAAUCAGCCCUGCAUCGACCUCAUUGAAGGGAAGCUGGGUAUUCUGGCCUUGCUGGAUGAAGAGUCGAGACUGCCGAUGGGCUCAGACGACAGCUUUGUAACGAAGCUGCAUCACCACUACUCUGCGGACAAGCACGACUUCUACAAAAAACCGCGAUUUGGAAAGAGCGCAUUCACCGUGUGCCAUUACGCAAUCGACGUCACUUACGAAAGCGACGGGUUCAUCGAGAAGAACAGGGAUACCGUGCCUGACGAGCAUCUCGACGUCCUGAAGAAUACGUCCAACACCUUCCUGAGAGAGGUAAUGGAGGCGUCGGCGGUAGUGCGAGAACGAGAGGGCGCAGCCGUGGCUCCCAAGACGAACGGUGUCCCGAGCAAAGCUCGCAGUGCGGCGAAGAAGCCGACGCUUGGUGGCAUCUUCAAGAGUAGUUUGAUUGAGCUGAUGAACACCAUCAAUUCGACCGACGUACACUAUAUUCGAUGCAUCAAGCCGAACGAAAGCAAAGAAGGCUGGAAGUUCGAGGGACCGAUGGUGCUGAGCCAGCUGCGAGCUUGCGGUGUGUUGGAAACGGUCCGCAUCAGUUGUGCCGGGUAUCCGACAAGAUGGACAUACGAGGACUUUGCUCUGCGAUAUUACAUGCUCAUCCAGUCCACCCAAUGGUCGAACGAAGUCCGUCCGAUGGCGAUGGCAAUCCUACGCAAGGCCCUCGGCGAAACAAAGAUGGACGGCUCGGACAAAUAUCAGCUGGGUCUGACCAAGAUCUUCUUCCGCGCAGGCAUGCUUGCCUUUUUGGAAGGCCUGCGAACGGCCCGACUCAAUGCUGCUGCCAUCAUGAUUCAAAAGAACAUGCGUGCGAAAUACCACCGUCGCCGCUACCUCGAGGCAAUCGAAUGCAUCAAAGCAUUUCAGUCCCUCGCACGAGCAGUCAUGGCGCGGCAACGCGCGGAAGAGGCACGAAGGCAGCGUGGCGCCACGACGAUCCAGCGGGUUUGGAGAGGCACGAAGGAGAGAAAGAAAUACCUACGCAUCCGAAACGAUCUCAUCGUCUUUGAAGCGGCGGCAAAGGGAUGGAUAUGCCGAAAGAUGAUCCUCGACAAGAGGCUGGGCGACGCUGCCAGAUGCAUUCAGCGAUCUUGGCGGUCCCACCAACAGCUCAAGUCCUGGAGGGACUACAGGAGAAAGGUUGUGCUUGUGCAGAGCAUGUGGCGUGGUAAGGAGGCCCGGAAAGGGUACAAGACGCUGCGCGAAGAGGCCAGAGACCUGCGACAAAUCUCAUAUAAAUUGGAGAACAAGGUGGUCGAGCUCACGCAGUCGCUGGGGACGAUGCGGAGCGAGAAUCGCACGCUCAAGGGCCAGGUGCAGAACUACGAGUCGCAGAUCAAGAGCUGGCGCGAACGACACGGCGCGCUGGAGACGAGGGCGAACGACCUCCAGCGCGAGGCGAACCAGGCAGGUAUCACGGCCGCGAAGCUCGAAGCGAUGGAGGCCGAUAUGCAUCGGCUGCAGACGAGCUACGAGGACAGCACUGCCAACAUGCGCAGGCUGCAGGAGGAGGAGAAGUCGCUGCGCGAGAGUCUUCGCGUUACCACCCAGGAGCUCGAAGUCACCAGGCAGACCAAGACCGCUUCCGAAACCGAAAAGUUGUCUUUGCGGCAACAGCUCGCAGACCUUCAGGACCAACUGGAAUUGGCGAAGCGAGCGGCCCCAGUAAAUGGAGAGCUUUCCAAUGGCAUCCCGCUGGCUGCGGCGGCCUCGGGACUCAUCAAUCUCGUGUCAUCGAAGAAGCCAAAGCGGAGAAGUGCUGGUCCCGAAGCCAUCAACUCCGAGCGCUUCAGCGGCUCCUUCAAUCCUCGACCGGUGUCCAUGGCCUUCCCAGGAGGAGGACAUGCACAGAACCUGUCCGGCUCUACGUUCAAUCCUCUCGAUAACGUCGAGGUGGAACUUGAGAACUUGCUUGCCGAUGAGGAUGGUCUCAACGACGAGGUCACCAUGGGCUUGAUCCGCAACCUGAAGAUCCCCGCUCCAGGCGCCACCCCUCCGCCAACGGACAAGGAGGUGUUGUUCCCCGCGUACCUCAUCAACCUUGUCACUUCGGAAAUGUGGAACAAUGGAUUUGUGAAGGAGUCUGAACGCUUCCUGGCGAACGUCAUGCAGUCCAUCCAGCAAGAGGUGAUGCAGCACGACGGCGAUGAGGCUGUCAGCCCGGGCGCCUUCUGGCUGUCGAAUGUACACGAGAUGUUAUCGUUCGUUUUCCUGGCAGAGGACUGGUACGAGGCACAGAAGACGGACAAUUUCGAAUAUGACCGUCUGCUCGAGAUUGUUAAGCACGAUUUGGAGAGCCUGGAGUUCAACAUCUACCAUACUUGGAUGAAGGUGCUGAAGAAGAAGCUGCACAAGAUGAUCGUGCCCGCGAUCAUCGAAUCACAAUCCUUGCCCGGCUUUGUGACGAACGAAAGCAAUCGCUUCCUGGGCAAGCUCUUGCAGAGUAACAACCAGCCCGCUUUCAGCAUGGACAAUCUCCUCUCGCUGUUGAACAACGUGUUCAAGGCCAUGAAAUCCUUCUAUCUCGAGGACUCCAUCAUCACCCAGACCGUGACGGAGCUGUUGAGGUUGGUCGGCGUGACGGCUUUCAACGAUCUCUUGAUGCGGAGAAACUUCCUUUCUUGGAAGCGAGGUCUCCAGAUUAAUUACAACAUCACUCGGAUCGAAGAGUGGUGUAAGAGCCACGACAUGCCCGAAGGCACUCUCCAGUUGGAGCAUUUGAUGCAGGCCACGAAGCUGCUACAACUGAAGAAGGCAACGCUGAACGACAUCGAGAUCAUCCAGGAUAUUUGCUGGAUGUUGUCACCCAACCAAAUUCAGAAGCUGUUGAACCAGUACCUGGUCGCAGACUAUGAACAGCCCAUCAAUGGAGAGAUCAUGAAGGCGGUCGCCUCUCGCGUCACCGACCCCAAGUCGGACGUCUUGCUCCUCCAAGCUGUCGACAUGGAAGAUUCGGGUCCAUACGAGAUCGCAGAGCCGCGCGUCAUUACCGCGUUGGAGACGUACACGCCUAGUUGGCUACAGACGCCCCGGCUGAAGCGACUCGCCGAGAUCGUCAGCGCGCAAGCCGUCAUGCAACAGCAACUCGAUGCGAAUGGGGCGGUGGGCAAGUUUGAGGAAGAGGACCACGACCAUGACCACGAUCACUGGCCCACGCCGCCCACAACGAAUGGCAUGAAUGGCCACUACCAUGCGCCCGAAACGCACGACAUCGCGCUGAGCGAAGAUGGUGAUUUGUCGCCGCGGGGAUAG
Messenger RNA from Neohortaea acidophila, 4824 nucleotides. RefSeq names its product P-loop containing nucleoside triphosphate hydrolase protein. Gene Ontology annotation, cellular component: vesicle; actin cytoskeleton; cytoplasm. The transcript has 3 exons. Gene Ontology annotation, biological process: vesicle transport along actin filament; actin filament organization. The coding region runs from base 1 to 4824 and encodes 1607 amino acids. Gene Ontology annotation, molecular function: actin filament binding; ATP binding; microfilament motor activity. The record is from RefSeq and is a predicted model, not a curated record. NCBI's taxonomy places the organism in Eukaryota, Fungi, Ascomycota, Dothideomycetes, Mycosphaerellales, Teratosphaeriaceae.